Molecule: messenger RNA, 718 nt
Organism: Lactuca saligna
Lineage: Eukaryota; Viridiplantae; Streptophyta; Magnoliopsida; Asterales; Asteraceae
Source: the annotation of a GenBank genome assembly
AUGAUGGCAAUCGUCAAUCGUCUGGUUCUUCCAUUUGCCUCCAAAGCAUUUACGGUCCCAAGCUCAAUACAAAGUUUACAGAUUAGCACUUGCUAUAUGGAUCUUGAUGACAUAUUUGGUCCUUCACUAAAUUUAGAAGACACCCACUUAAAGGAAGGCUAUCAAGAAGGCUACAACACUGGUUUUGCUUCAGGAAAAGACGAUGGACAUGAAGUUGGAAUAAAAACCGGGUUCAUAACUGGUGAAGAAUUAGGGUUUUAUAGAGGUUGCAUUGAUGUUUGGACCUCUGUGAUUCAAAUUGAACCCACAUGUUUCUCGACCCGGGUUCAAAAAAAGAUUAAAGAAAUGGAUGAAUUGGUGUCAAAAUAUCCGAUUUUGGACCCUGAAAAUGAGAAUGUAACGGAUAUUAUGGGAUUGUUAAGGUUGAAAUUUCGGGCUGUUUGUGCAACUUUAAAUGUGAAAUUGGAGUAUAAAGGGUACCCCAAGGCAUCCGAACCAAAUGAGAUUCAGUUUUGAGGAAUGUAAAGUGAUAAUUACAUGCAGAAUGUUUGUAGAAUGAAUGAAAUCUAUUAUAUUAAAGGAAUUUCUAUAUGAAGGAAUUGUAAUUUGUUACGUGAUUUGGUUGGUAGGAAACGAAAUGAAAAUUUAAUGAUAAAACAUGUGUAAAUUUUAAUCUUUUUACUAGAAUUUUUUUUUCUGUAUCUAUAAAAAUGGAGGG